Messenger RNA from Salpingoeca rosetta, 1176 nucleotides. RefSeq lists its product as uncharacterized. NCBI's taxonomy places the organism in Eukaryota, Choanoflagellata, Craspedida, Salpingoecidae. The transcript has 14 exons. Bases 1 to 1146 code for a protein of 381 amino acids. Gene Ontology annotation, cellular component: plasma membrane. The record is from RefSeq and is a predicted model, not a curated record. Gene Ontology annotation, molecular function: ABC-type transporter activity.
AUGCCACGCUGCUCAGCCUGGAUGACGGUGUAUUUUGGGCGGACGGAUGCGGUGGUUUCGUAUUUCGAUUCGCUCGGGGACGCGUUCAAGUGUCCGCCCUACUUCAACCCGGCAGAACACAUCCAGCGCCUCGCGUUUGCUUUCCACGGCGGCGAGGGCGGUGGGAAGAGCGAUGAGCUCAUGAUUCGAUUUGAGGAGAGCCAGCACAACACCGACCUCAUUGCAAACGCAAAGCGCCUGGACGCGGCGGCGACGAGGAGAGAAUCGCGCAUCACAGCAAUGGCGAGUGCGAGUGUGCCGCAGCAGUUCUGGUGGCUCUGUUGGCGCAACGCCCGUCUCUUCUACAGAAACAAGCUCAAGACCAAGGUGAAGCUGAUGAUCAACAUUGUGCUGGGCGUGAUCCUGGGCGUCAUCUACUUUGACGUACCCAACUCGUACACGGGCAUCUCCGACCGCAACUUCUUCAUGCUCCAGCUCGCCGUCGUCGUCGGCGUGCGGCAGUCCAUGGAGACGCUCUCGUUCUUUCUCCGCGAAAAAGUUGUUUACCUUCGCCAGGUUGAACAAGGCCUGUACGGCGUGUUCCCGUAUCUCACGUCGCGCUUCAUUGUCGAGCUUCCGCAGAUGGUCUUCUUCCCGCUCGUCUUCUGCUCCAUCGCCCUCCCUCUCGUCGACCUCAACUACGGCGGUGGAAACUUCUUCAUCUUCUGGGCGGCGCUGGUCUUCCUCAUCCUCAACGCCUACUCUUUCGGAUUGGCCAUUGGCACCAUCAUCACAGAUGCACAAAUCCUCAGCGUCGUUGCGCCAAUGGUUGUCUUCCCAUUCCUCAUCUUUUCCGGACUGACGGCGGUGAACAUUCCGCCCGCGAUCAAUUGGCUGCAGAACAUCAUCUACCUCAGGUACGGGAUGCUGGCCAUCUUGCAGACGGAAUACGAAGGGCAGGAGUUUUAUCAAGGGUGCACGCGCGAGCAGUACAGGAACGGAUCCGAUGUGUGCACCAUCGUCUCGGGGGAUCAGGUGUUGGAGGAGUUUGACAUGAAGUUCAUCACUGUUGGCGAAGCGUUUGCCAUUAUGGCGGGCCUCUUUGUUGUUGCGUUUGGCAUUGCCAUCUUCUGCCUCACUCGCCUCUCAAGCAAGCGCCAGGGUUAGCCGCAUCACGUGUGUAUGUGUGUGUGUGUG